AGGAUCGGUCAGAUAAGCGAUUGACCCUCGUUCCCUCAAUGACCUGCACAGUGCGUAAUGUUCAGUUUAUUGGCGUGCCCACCAGUCAAGUACGACGUACACCCGACAUAAUUUGGCAGCAUACUUCUCCGCUACAAAAUCCCGUGCCGCACGAUUCGCACGUGCAUUAAUUAACGAUUAUUCCAUCACGGACAAUUAGCUCGCAAACAAUGAGAGCGACGAUAAUAUUCCUUGUUUUCUCGCUUGUCCUCGUGUGCGGCUCGGACUCAGUUGCUGACGAUAAAAAUGUGGCGUCCAAAUUGGCCGAGGGUGAGCAACGCCUUGGAGAUCAAAUAUUAGCGAUUUUGAAGCACUAUCAGCAGGAGGACCCCAUUGGACUUCCAGGGGCCCCGAUACCAGACCCGAUGCCAGUUCCGGAUAUGAAACAUUCCUUUUCCAUGUACACGAUGAACUUCAGAAACACCAGCGUGUACGGCCUCUCCAAAUUUCGAAUUGAACAUAUACGAUCAGAGUUAGCUUUGAUGCAGGUAUCAGUGGCUCUGAACAUCGAAACUCUGGAUGUUCGUGGGUUGUAUACCUUGGCAUCUUGGUUGACUAGUUCUGCAGGUGAUUUUACGGUCAAAUUGAGUGGUGUUGUCGUCCAAGGUGUGGCUAGGCUGGAAGUGAGCACCGAGGGAAAAUUGCGAGCCCAAGACAUCGACAUGGACCUGACCUUCGACAAUAUCGAUUUGGACUUCAAGAAUCUGGGAUUUCUGGGAGCCGUAUUCCAGGGCGUGAUCAACUCCGUGGGCAGCUUUAUCUUCGACAGCAUCAAACCGUUCAUCCUGAAAGAGGUCAACACCAACGUUAGGGGAGAAGUGAACAAGCAGAUCUCCCAGGUGCCGCAAUACUUCCCGAAUUCGAUUUCGCCCUUUGACAUGGCGGUUGCCGAAGCACGCAAGCAAGUUUCGGAAAUGGGUUACGACCCUUACAGGAUUAAUGACUUUACCCACAGUGUUGGUAUUUUCACGGUCACGUCGUCUCACACUUGGAUCACCGGCUUGGCAACCUUCUAUCGUAUGGGUAACAUAACGCUUACCAUGGAAAAGGGAACCGUUUACGCCUGCGUGGACGUAGGUACCCAAGAAAUAGAAGGAAGAACGCAUUGGGAAGUAAGCUUGACUGGUGGUCUCGUGUCGAGGGCAGGAACCGUAUCCUUUACGGUAAAGUACUUUAGGGUACAAGUUACCUUGAGCCAGCCCAUGGACACGAGGAAACGUGCCACCCUAGAAGACGUGAAUCUCGAAUUGGGUAAUAUCCAAGCCAGAAUUCACGGAGCGGGCACGAUAGACUACAUCCUCGAAGGCAGCAUCAACAUAUUACCGAACCUCUUAAGAGGCCAGAUCAUGCAGGCCAUCAGGGGUCCUCUCAAGAGGAGAAUACAGGAUGAGUUGGACAAGGUGGACGUGGAGAAAUUAAUUCACGAAAAAAUUCCGGAGAUAGAGGAGCAGGCCAGACUCCUCCAGAGUGCUCCUCUUGCCGAUGAUAUUCUCUUGGAGGAAACCAAGCUAGUACCGGCGCAAGAGGACCUGGGACCAUUUUCCGAGAGCGAGGAAAACCGCGGGCCUUCGUAAGGACCUUCGAAGAUGUUUGCUUUAGCAUUUACGACGGAGGAGGAGUUACACGAGUGAUAACAAAGGGCUUUGUACAAAAUAAAUUAUGAAACGUUCAA
Messenger RNA from Orussus abietinus, 1711 nucleotides. RefSeq lists its product as uncharacterized. NCBI's taxonomy places the organism in Eukaryota, Metazoa, Arthropoda, Insecta, Hymenoptera, Orussidae. The coding region runs from base 210 to 1613 and encodes 467 amino acids. Gene Ontology annotation, molecular function: lipid binding. The transcript is spliced from 6 exons. The record is from RefSeq and is a predicted model, not a curated record.